AUGGCAGUGGCUGGUAAAAGUAUUAUGGAGCAUAACGAGAUUUUGGGGAUGGACGCUGCGUUGAAAUUCAUCAACCAAAGCGUUGCAUACGUCUCGUAUUUUACUCUUCAGGAUAUCUUGGACAUUCAUAGUCAUGUUCUUGGUUUUGUCGAUCCGGAAGUAGCAGGUGUAUUUCGCAAAAGUCAGGUGUUUGUGAGUAGUUUCACAACCGUUCCGGCAAACAUGGUACCAGGAGAAAUGGAGGAAAUGGUGAAAUGGUUGAAUGAGGAGGACAGUUUAUUGCUGGAUCCAAUAGAACGUGCCGCUAUUGCUCAUUAUAAGCUGGUUUCGAUACAUCCAUUCAUUGAUGGUAACGGUCGUACUGCACGAUUGUUAAUGAAUCUGAUUUUGAUGCAGAGCGGUUUUCCCCCAGUUAUAAUACCAGUUGAGGCCCGUUCUGAUUAUUAUGAUACUCUCAAUGCCGCGAACCGUGGGAAUCUUCGUCCAUUUAUUCGCUUUAUUGGACGUCAAACAGAUGCCACCUUGCAAUUGUAUAUUAAUUCUGCAACCACAUGUGAUUAUCGAGAAGGAUCUGGUGAGUGUAGUAUAUCAACAGCUCCUAAAAUCUCUGCACAGCAGGAAGAAACAUGGUGA
Molecule: messenger RNA, 633 nt
Organism: Brugia malayi
Lineage: Eukaryota; Metazoa; Nematoda; Chromadorea; Rhabditida; Onchocercidae
Gene: Bma-fic-1.2
Exons: 5
Coding region: 1-633 (210 amino acids)
Source: RefSeq, a predicted model, not a curated record